This is a messenger RNA of Rhagoletis zephyria (snowberry fruit fly), 966 nucleotides long. NCBI's taxonomy places the organism in Eukaryota, Metazoa, Arthropoda, Insecta, Diptera, Tephritidae. The record is from RefSeq and is a predicted model, not a curated record.
AUGGAUUUUCAUCUGCUGGUCUUCAUUUGUCUCCUCAUACCAUCAUUCACCUCCUCACAACCUUCGAAAACCUCGACCAGGAGAAAGAAUGCAAAUUCAACAACAACUAAACAGCCUUCGAGCACUACGACCACCGACACGCCAACCCUCAUCACGAAGCGCGUCUCCAAGCGGCCCUUCUACAACAUCGCCCACAUGGUCAACUCGCUGCACGAGAUUGACACCUACCUCGGAAAGGGGGCGAACGGCCUGGAGGCGGACGUCUACUUUGCCCCGAACGCCACGCCCGUCUUCAUGUUCCACGGCCACCCUUGUGACUGCUUUCGGCACUGCGCCGAACGGGAGCGCGUGGAGAUUUACCUGGAACGGGUGCGAGAGCUCAGUACUCCCAGUUCAAAGGCCUACAAUCCUCGUCUGGUGCUCCUCUUUCUCGACCUAAAGCUGCUUCGAAUUGCGCACAGUGCCAAGGCGCUGGCCGGUGAGCAGCUGGCCACCAUUCUGCUUCGGCACCUCUACAAUGGCACCACUGAAGGAGCCAACAGCCCUGAUGGCUCCACCAUCCGCACCGUCAUCAGCAUCGGCCACGUCUUUGACUACGACUUUGUGCUCGGUUUUCAGAAUGAGCUGGAGGGCAGUGGGCGGUCGUGGCUCUUUCGCCACUUCAUCGGCUGGGACGUCGGCAUGAACGACCCGCUCUUCGCCAUCGAGUCGAUGUGGAAGCGCUUCGAGACGGUGCACAACAUCUGGCAGGGCGACGGCCGCUCCAACUGCCUCUCGCCCUUCUACAACCUCGGCCGCCUGAGUGCUAUUGUGCGGAAGCGAGACUCGCCGGCCAUAGGCUUUGGUGCGCGGAAUCUAAUUCGCAAGGCCUACCAGUGGACGGUCGACCUGACGGUGAACAUUCGCACGGCGUUGCGGAGCAACCUAGACGCCGUCAUCAGCAAUCACCCGGAGCGGGUGGAGCAU